Molecule: messenger RNA, 1020 nt
Organism: Parastagonospora nodorum SN15
Lineage: Eukaryota; Fungi; Ascomycota; Dothideomycetes; Pleosporales; Phaeosphaeriaceae
Exons: 1
Coding region: 1-1020 (339 amino acids)
Biological process (GO): lipid metabolic process
Source: RefSeq, a predicted model, not a curated record
AUGUUCAAGAACUCACGGCUGUCGCCAGACAUCCCAUCGUUCAGCACUGCGCUUCCAACUUGGUCGAUGGUCUGUCGCGCUGCACAAGCAUCAGACGAUUGCUACGAUUCCGGAGCUUCUACUCGACGAGGCACAUACACACAGGCAAACACAUCAAAGAGUAUAAAAGCAAUGAUAGUGGACGACCAGCUGAUAGACGACACUCGUGUCAUCAUUGUAGCUAUACGCGGGACACAAUUUCAGUGUCUCUCAGACUGGUCGGUCAACAAGGACGCCGAUCCCAUCAGCCCUGUCGGCUUUCUGGAUGAUGAAGAGAACGCGUGUCACUCUGGUUUUCUUCAAGUGGCCAAGGCAAUGACCAGUCAAGUGUCAACACAACUACACCAGCAUCCCGCUUCCUUGGAAAAGCCAUCGCUUUUGUUCACUGGCCAUUCCGCAGGUGGAGCGGUUGCAGCGAUGCUUUACAGUCACAUGUUGUCGAGUUCUGUCACCUCAGAGUUGACAACUCUAGCGAAUCUGUUCUCCAGCAUCAAUUGCAUAAUCUUUGGCGCUCCCCCGCUCUCGCUCACGUCCUUGCCGAAACGCGAUCACAUCUCAGGCGUCUUCCUAUCUUUCGCAAACGAAGGUGAUCCAGUCACUCGGCUAAGCAACGGCGCCUACGUCAAGUCUCUGGUCAAACUCUUGACAGCCUCGACACCAUCAAAUUCGACCAUAGCUGCUCCAGUAAAAGUUGUGCGUGGGUCGCGCGGCACAAGAGUUAUUCGAACGACACUUCCCACCACGCCGCAGACUCCGUGGGAAGAGCUUCCAAUGUGGUCUACACCGCCAGCACCACUCACAAAUGCUGGUAACGUCAUUUUGCUGCGCGAAAAGGAGAGUGGUGACACGGUCGCGUCACACAUUACGGCUGAGGAGCUCAGUGAUGUUAUAUUUGCUGAUCUUGCGCAACACACCAUGGGGAUGUAUAUGCGACGUGUCAAGGAUGUAGCUUUUGCUGCCAUGAUGGGUAUCGAGGAUUAG